ACCCAAUAUUACAAUCCCUUCAUUCCCUAACACAACACCCUUACCCUUUAAUACAUGCAAGAUAAGCACAUUCCAAUAGAGUAUGUCAUUCCACUUUUUACUUAGAAAUAACCACUGACCAUGGCCAAAUAUGGUCUCAAAUGGCUCAUGUCAGACCAUAGCUUGGACUCUCCCAAAAGUAUAAAUAGUUUGUAAAAUCAAUCAUGUGGCUUCUUCAAGUUCUCGUCCUCACCACCUUCAGGUGGGGAUUGGACAGCGAUUGCCCCUGCCUAUUGUAGGCGUACACAGAGGGGAGGCUAUAAUCAUCUAUAAUAAAAUACCAUCUUGAACUAUAUAUUAUUAAUUGUUUCGAGUCAUCUAUUGAUAUAUCUUGCUAACACUCAUCAUAACCACGCUACCAACUAUCAACAAUUCGGAGUGUUACACUGGUGGCAGCGUGAAGCGGUAUACGCCAUCCUGCUCGGAAUCUCUUUUUUUGUAUGAAAUGUCAUACGGAUCAUCAACAUCACAGAAAAGCGUGAUUGUUUAUUGGGCUCGGACAUAGACUGUGCUUAUUAUUUGCUGAAGACUUUUCUUUAUUUCUUCAGUUUUUGUCUUCAAUCUACAUCUAUUGGUGUUCUAACAUUCCUGCUAACUGUGCUUGGUGAGAGGAUUACUUCAUCGAAGACCAUUAUUGUCCUGCUACUUGCUACUACAGUAUGUGACUUCCCCUGCAAGCUGGAUGUCUCUACGAUAUUGUGUGAACAACUUGUUGUUGUUUUUAAGUUCUUUGCCUUUUUGAUAUUUUGUUAGGUUGUCCGGAGCCUAACUGUUGCAUCUUUCUCGAGGGAUGCCAAUUCUCAAUCGUCAUAUUUUUCAAAUGUACAUGAUAUUGAUUUGUAUUUUCAUGUGCUAUAGUUCUUUAUUUGAACAUCUAUCGUUCUGUUUUAUACUAAUGUUCUAAUUUUGAUAUGGUCUAUUAGCCCAUAUUAAUUGUAUUUGCCUGUUUACUAUGCUAUACACAGACUUUUGUUUACAUGUGUGAACUUCUUCUGUGUAUUUUGCUAUUUUGCCUUUCUGAUAUUGAUUGUAUGUUUGUUGCUUUUGCUUUUAUUGGACAUGUUGAUGUGUCAUCUCUAUCAUGGGUUGGCACAAUGACACACACAGUGUUUCAAGUCCAUCUCCUUGCCCUCCGCUUUUUGUUACUCUUUACUUUCCAGGUGCUACGUCACCUGUGCCUGCCCUCAUUGACCAUUCACACCCCGUUUCAUUAGUCAAUGAAAAACUUCUGAACAAGUUGCCGUGCUUGCGGGAACUUCACGUUUACCCUCCCGCACAUUCUUCUCCCGUCUAUCCACUGGGUUGUAUAAUCACUGCUUCUCAUUUCCUAGACCCUGCAUUUCCCGUGUCCUGUGAAUUCCACAUUGCUAGUGAUAUCGAGCCACUUGUUAUUUUAGGUAAUGACUAUUUGUCUCGAUUAGCUUCAUUGUAUGAUUUUCACAUAGACAACGUUUCUGGUAUCUCCCUCUCUUCCUUCCUAUAUGACUUUGUAUCUGGUCUCUCCUUUUCUUCUGUUCGUAUUUCUUUUCUUCAUCCCAGCUUAGUAUCCUUUUUAGAUCCUUUCUCUGACUGUCAUCCAUCUAACUGUCAGAAGACUGUUGUUGACAUUCCCGCUGAACAGAUCACAACCUUCCCUGAGCCUUGCUGUAAUACCCCCAUUCUUUCUCCCACUGAUUAUGUUUCCACUGAGAUUAACCCCUCAUUUCUCCCAACUGAUGCCCACCUGCCCAGUGAUACCCCUUCACCGAAGCAUCCUAUCCAUGCCCCUAUGUCCCUCGAUCCAGUUAUAGGGACUGUCCUCUUGACACCUCGUUCGGCAAUUGAGUCUGUAAUCAGAAUCCCAUUGCUAUUUCUCCAGGAUGUUUCGAGGCUUGCCAGAACACCAACUCUCUAUCCACCAUCUCUUGCUUCACGGCUACCCUCCAUCCCCGUAACCCUACAUUCUAAUACCCAUUGCCCUUCCUUACCUCAUGGUCCAGGCCCCCCUUUCAUCCAAUAUUAUAAAGAAAAAGCUACAGCUGGUUAAUGACCCUGAUUUUGUCUUGAUCUUGAUUCGUCUUUAAUUCCAUUACUCCCAUUCAUCGUAUUUAAGUUUAUUACAACUUUGAUUUGGUAACAUUGGCUUUAAACGAUAAUUAGCUGUACAAUCUCUUUUCUUCAGAUAUGUUUAACUUUUAAUACAAUGGUGAAACACAUUGAGAAGUAAUUUGUAAUUUGAAUGACUGGCCAUCAUCUAAAUUAUAUUUGCCUUCAUCUGUUUCUGUUUCUGUUGCAUUCAAUGUAUGUGGACAAAAUUAUGAUUCAUCACCACCCCUCUCUAUUACAACUUACAGCUAUGAUUAUUAUGACUUCCCAGUGACAUUAAAAUAUUUUUACAUUAUCAAAUGUUGAUAUUUUGGGUUGUUCCUUUUAAUUCAUCCAUCUUUUUGUGCAAGAGCAAUAUUUCCUAAAUUGUGUUUUUGCUAGCUUGGUUUACUCUACCUUUACCAUUCUUACAGAGUUUGUUACAAUGAUUAUUGUAGAUAAAUAGUAUUUGCCAUGCCCUUGUAUACACCUGGCAAAUUAUAUCUUGUUAUUGUCAUUUCAACAUGUUGGCAUAAUUUCUUUACAACAUGGUUAGAACCGCACUUUUCCCCAAAUUUGAUUAGAAAUUUCAUGCAGCAUUAUCAGCCUGUGUUUUACAUGAAAUUAUGAUAUGUGAAUGUAUCAUUAAUUUUGGUAGUUGGCUUAAAGCAGGAAAUAAUUCAUGUUCUACAAAGUCAUUUUGAACAUAUUUUCGGCUAUUCGAUAGCUAUUUAGCUACAUU
Strongylocentrotus purpuratus (purple sea urchin) is the source of this 2845-nucleotide messenger RNA. RefSeq lists its product as uncharacterized. Bases 1121 to 2065 code for a protein of 314 amino acids. The transcript has 2 exons. Lineage: Eukaryota; Metazoa; Echinodermata; Echinoidea; Camarodonta; Strongylocentrotidae. The record is from RefSeq and is a predicted model, not a curated record.